UUAAUUUUUACUUCCGAGUCAAUAUGGCGGCGUCCGUAUGACCCAUGUAAUGUCUCUUUGGUAGUUGUGGCUUCCUGUCGUUUCUACCAUGGUGCUGUCCUUUUCUACAAGGAUGGCGAUGUCAGGCCGUCUGCUGCUGACAGGUUGUCUGUCCAGCACACACAGAGCUGCUAUAGCCGGUGUUAAGACUUUUGAGAUCCCUCCAGAUUUCAGUGGCGUUAGUAUAAAAGAUCGACCCAAGCUGCGCUUUGUGAACAAAGUUCCCGACCUUGUGAAAGUAAAGAAGGAACCAAAAAACCUAAGUGAUAUCAGAGGCCCAGCAACAGAGGGGCGUGAUUUCCAGGAAGGAGAGUUUGGCAUUGUGGCUCUUGGUGGGGGCUACUUAAAAUGGGGCCACUUUGAGAUGAUCCGUCUGACCUUGAACCGUAGUCUGUCACCUCGUACAACUUUUAGUCGCUGGCUUGUGGCCCCUCCUCAGAAGCCCGUUACCAGAAAGGGGCUGGGCCAGCGAAUGGGAGGUGGGAAAGGAGCAGUGGAUCAUUAUGUAACUCCCGUCAAAGCUGACCAGCUUAUCGUAGAAGUAGGCGGGCGCUGUGAGUUUGAAGAGGUCGAACACAUUUUGACUCAGGUGGCAAAAAAACUUCCUUUCCCUGCUCAGGCUGUGAGCAGGGAGAGCCUAAAAGCAGCCCGCGAUGAACUAGAACAGAGAGUGCAAAAUAAUCAGAAUCCAUGGACUUUCUCACGGAUUGCCAGAACCAACAUGUUGGGCUGUCGGAAGUAUAUAAGUCCGUUUGAUAUCAAGCAUAAAGGCAGAUACUGGGGCAAACGCUGUUUGCUAGACAGAGUAUAAUGUGAAUCUGUCACUGAAAGUCACAUUAAUAGUGUGUAAUGUCUGCGUGAUGAUUUAUUGAAAUUAGUCAAAAACAUUUCUCAUGUGUGUGAUUGGUUGUUUAUUUUACUUGUAUAGUAUUGUCUACAAACAGUCAAGUUGAUUAAUCAUAUCGGAAAAUGAGGAGCCUUGCAUCCUGAAAAUCGUCUUGAUUACUAAUACAUUAGACCUUGUCUAAAAGGAAUAAUUCAAUUUCAUAAUAAAAUGCUUUAUGCUGUA
Messenger RNA from Bombina bombina (fire-bellied toad), 1108 nucleotides. RefSeq names its product mitochondrial ribosomal protein L16 (gene MRPL16). Lineage: Eukaryota; Metazoa; Chordata; Amphibia; Anura; Bombinatoridae. Bases 89 to 850 code for a protein of 253 amino acids. Gene Ontology annotation, cellular component: mitochondrial large ribosomal subunit; ribosome. The record is from RefSeq and is a predicted model, not a curated record. Gene Ontology annotation, molecular function: structural constituent of ribosome; rRNA binding. The transcript is spliced from 4 exons. Gene Ontology annotation, biological process: mitochondrial translation.